Molecule: messenger RNA, 864 nt
Organism: Symbiodinium sp. CCMP2456
Lineage: Eukaryota; Dinophyceae; Suessiales; Symbiodiniaceae
Source: the annotation of a GenBank genome assembly
AUGGGCAACAGCUUCCUUUGCCCGGUGCAGACAGAUGUCGAUUGGCUUCGGCUGGCUCCGCAAAGCCUCAGCUUCGAUUCACGCUUCGAUGUUGAUGAGGACAAUGUCCUCGGGACGGGGAAGUUCUCGACCGUGUACAUGUGCACGUAUCGAGAAAAUCCUGACCAGCGCUAUGCUCUGAAGGCGAUUUCAACUUACACCGGUGACAAGGCCUCAUAUAGCCGCAUCGUGGAGGAGAUUGCCAUCAUGAAGGCCAUCAACCAUCACUCGAGCAUCAUCCGGCUCAUCGACAUGGACGAGUCCACCCCCAACACCAUCCGAUUGGUCUUGGAGCUUUGCGAAGGUGGCGAGUUGUACGAUCGCAUUCAGCAGAAGCGCUUCUACUCGGAAGCGGAUACCAAACUGCUGGUGAAGAAUCUCUUAGAGGCAGUGGAGUUCAUCCACAGCAAGGGCAUCAUGCACCGGGAUCUAAAGCCCGAGAACAUCCUCCUGGUCAGCAAGGUCAGCAACACAGACAUCAAAGUCUCGGAUUUCGGACUCGCGAAGCUUUCUCGGGAUUUUCCGCGCAGGCUCCCUCGGUCGACCUCAAUCUGUGGCUCUGAUUUCUACCUUGCACCUGAGGUCAUCAAGCAGGAGGAGUAUGGCCGCGAAAUAGACAUCUGGGCGGUGGGGGUGAUCACUUUCGUGGUCCUUAGUGGCGCACUGCCCUUCUUCAACCCAGUGCUUCAUAAGUUGUACCGGCAGAUCGUUGAAAGGGACGUCAGCUUCGCCGACGAUCGCUGGAGAGCAGUAUCUGCUGGUGCGCAGGAUUUCAUCCUUCGACUGCUGCAAGCGCGACCGGGUGAUCGGCUCACAGCUGAGCAG